This is a messenger RNA of Neocloeon triangulifer, 4843 nucleotides long. RefSeq names its product probable ATP-dependent RNA helicase spindle-E (gene spn-E). The transcript is spliced from 25 exons. Gene Ontology annotation, molecular function: helicase activity; ATP binding; RNA binding. Lineage: Eukaryota; Metazoa; Arthropoda; Insecta; Ephemeroptera; Baetidae. The record is from RefSeq and is a predicted model, not a curated record. The coding region runs from base 349 to 4677 and encodes 1442 amino acids. Gene Ontology annotation, cellular component: intracellular anatomical structure.
GCAUUCGCACGUUCGCACUCGAUGCUCGAUCGCGUUGUGUUAUUUUAAUUGCGAUCGCGGAUUAUAGAAUCCCAUUCUAUUAUAAUUGCUACUUUCGCAUGGUUGAAUGGUUGAUUUUUUUUGCAAAUGAAGGGCUGACGUGCUUAAGUUGACCGGGGGCCUCACUCAGGAUUUUUUUAUUCUGAAGGGGACAAAGGGACACUACGGACAGGGUGCACUUUGCGCCCAGGCGUUUUUAAUUUGGAACCAUUUUCGUCUUGUCCACCGUGGUUUGAAGCGUGCUGGACCUUUUCUUGGGCAGUAGGAAGACAUUUUGAAGUGUGAUUUUACGAUGAUGAUUUGAUUAAUAUGGAUCCUGUUUCAAUCUACAAGCAAAUGAUGGACAGCUCAAAACCUUUUGAGUUUGUCAAGCUGUUUGGACCACAGUCUGAACAAAGAACAAGAAAGCUUCAUGAUUACUAUGAUGACAGCAAUUCAAAAUUCCAAUCUGGAUUAAAACCAGACCAGCUUGACUAUGCAUUGGAAGCACAGCAAACUGAGCAGAAGAAAUUAGAAACCCAACUAGAGGUACUUCAGAAAACAAUGUCAGGACAGAAAAAUCCACAUUAUGAUGGUCCUUUGAAUGGCUUACUUGAUGUUGAUGAUGCUUCUUCAAUAGCUGACAUAGUUCAACUCAACCACGUUAAUGGCAGCAAAUACGACUUCGUGCGGAAAGCUUCUAACAAAGUCCCUAUUAUGGAGCACGAACAAGAGAUUAUCCAUCUAGUUGAAGAAAACUCGGUGAUUGUCAUUGAAGGUCCUACAGGAUGCGGCAAAACCACCCAAGUUCCGCAGUUCAUUCUUGACCACUCCUUUGCAGAGAAUCAACCUGUCAACAUUGUGGUUACCCAGCCUAGGAAAAUUGCUGCAUAUGGGGUGGCAAAGAGAGUGAGUGAGGAGAGAAGUUGGCGUCUUGGUUCAGUGGUUGGAUACAAGGUGGGCUUGAAGUCUACAAUUUCACGAGAUACUCGAUUGACCUACUGCACAACUGGCGUUCUACUCCAGCAUCUUGUCACUAAGAAACACAUGAAUGACUUCACUCAUGUCAUCCUUGACGAAGUCCACGAAAGAGAUCAGGAAUUGGAUUUUCUCCUUCUCCUUGUACGGAUGUUUCUGAGAAGUGUUUCUCCUCACAUCAAGGUCAUCCUAAUGUCGGCAACAUUCAACAGUGAAAAGUUUUCAAAUUACUUCUGCUUUCCAUCUCCAAAUGGAAUCAGGAAUGCACCUGUGCUUCAAGUUCAAUCUGAAACCAUGUUUCCCGUAGAUGUCUAUCACACUGAAGAACUGCAACAUAUUCUGGAACUUAAAAAUCCUUUCAGUGUCAUGCCCCAAGAGCCAAGAUAUAUGGCUCAGACUAUGGAGCUUGUAGUAAAGUUAACCAGCAAACUGGACAAGCUGGAGAGCAAUCGCUCAAUUACUGAGAGGGGAGCUGUUCUGGUGUUCUUGCCUGGGAUCCAUGAAAUUGAAGACACUUUAGAGGCGCUCAAAACUGCCAAUGAGGGGGACAAGUUGAAAUGGAAAAUUCUACCAUUACACUCUUCUAUUACAAGAGAUGAACAGCUAGCUGUGUUCUGUGAAGUACCUGCAAAUUACCGCAAGAUCAUUUUAUCAACUAAUAUCUCGGAAAGCUCAAUUACAGUUCCAGACGUCAUCUACGUAAUCGACGCUUGCUUGACGAAGCAAUUGGAAACUGUCGAGAACACAAACAUCUCUUGCUUGAAUAUUAAAUGGGCAUCUAAAGUGAACUGCUUGCAACGGAAGGGACGAAUUGGCAGAGUUGCCGCUGGAGUUGUGUUUCGCCUUGUUCCGUCUGCGUUUUACAAUAAACUUGCUGAUGAACAGAUGCCCGAGAUGCUCCGCUGUCCCAUUUCAAAGUUAGUGCUUCUUGCAAAAUUGCUUAUAAAUGGUGACCCAAUACAUUUGCUCGGACUUGCACUGGAUCCGCCAAAGUUAAGCAACAUUGAAACCACUGUUUUAAACCUGAAAGAGAUGGGUGGCUUGACAAUUUGUAAUAAGGAUGGAAAGGCUAACCCCACUGACGCAGAGCUCACUCUCCUUGGAAAGGUAAUGGCCACACUACCGAUUGAUAUUCACCUUGCCAAACUGGUUAUCUUGGGCUACAUCUUUGGUGUCUAUGAAAGCAGCUUGAUCAUGGCUUCUGCAAUAUACGUCAGGAACUUGUUGGAAGCACCACACAACGAAAAGCUUGAGGCGUACCUUUCAAAGCUAUUGUGGGCCAAUGGAUCUGGAAGUGAUUGCAUUGCAUUGCUUAAUGCCUUCAAGGAAUGGAAGUUUAGAAGGUCAACAGGAUACUUUCAGCAGAACUUUGCAAACAUGACUGAGGAAAAAUGGGCCAGAGACUUGUUCAUUCAGUUGCGCUAUGCCAGGGAUGUUGCUGAUUUAGUCGAGGAAUUGGACCAUCGACUGAGAAAAAUUGGAUUCGUGAAAACUAAAAAUGUAGCUGCACAGACAAGAUUGGCACCUCAGAAAGAGCACCUUCUGCUAAAGCUUGUGAUUGCUGGGGCCUUCUACCCUAACUAUUUUGUGAACUCGACCAAAGUGAAUGAUAAGGACGCUUCCAGAGCAGUUGCUGGAUUUGACCCUUUUUCAACUGUAAUGCUCACCAACUUUCCGCACGGUCACCCUGGAAAAAUUUACACCAAUCCAGUUAAAAGACUGCUGAGUGAAUGUGCAAACACUAUGAGGGUCACUUUUGAUGGCACCACGAGGAUUUAUAUCCAUUUUGAAAAAGACACAAAAUUGCAGUCAAUGCAGUUUCCUCAAGGGAAUGCAACUCCCAGUUGUGUGCCGCUUGCUGUCUACAAGGCCAUCAAACUCCGUCAAAUGGGCCAGAAAAUGCCGCUUGCUAUUUUACCUGAAAGGCUGGCAGUUAAGCAAAAGGAAAAAAAAUCCUCUACUUGCAAUGUUGCGAUGAAGAGUAUUUUAAAUGCUCUUCAUGCUGAAGAGAUUUUCAAAACCCAUGCGGUACUUCCAAUGCUUUCGACUAAAACUGUUGAGCUCAAAGUUACUCAUGUGGAAAGCCCAAGUUUGUUCUAUUGCCAAGGCACCGACGAGAAAACGACAACUUUACUUGACGCAGUGCAAAAACAUUUGAACGCUGAACAUGCAGAUUUGGGUGACGUCCUUGGAAAACCAAAUGUCAAAAUGACUUACGCCGUUUACUGUGGACAAACUUAUGGCAUAUGCAGAGCCCGUGUUGUUGCUAAUUUACCUUUCAACACAAGCAAAGUUUUCUUGAUUGACUAUGGACAAACGUUGAUGGUGAAGUUUGACUCUUUGAUGAAGUUGGGGCCAGGACUGCUGAAUUUGCAGAUUUUGGAAAUUCCUCAACUUGCUCUUGAAUGCAGACUUGCUCACAUUGGCCCCAUUGACAAUUCUUGGCAUUCUGACUCUAUUGGAUUCUUCUCUCAAUCAGUCCAGGGGAAACUUUGUAAUGCAGAAGUUUACUCUGUUGUUGAAGGGGUAGUCAGUGUAAACCUUCGUGCUGGCUCUAAAAUCAUCAAUGACGAGUUAGUGCUAAAAGGUUUUGCUCGCCACGCUGCUGAGACGUACCUUUCAAGGGACAACAAUGAAGCCAGGGAAAAAUACCAUGAAUUGUCUGAGAACCAAGCCUCGUAUCUUUACAAGCAGCAAUAUUCUACCAUGUAUGGAAUAUCAGCUGAAGACCCAGAACCUCCUAAAGCAUCAGAUUGCACAGAAAAUAUUUUGCUGAGAGGGCCAUUUAGUCCGCUAGAAACUCAAGUGCAACACAUGAUUAAAAGUGGAAAGAGCUUAAAGACCAAUGUUGAUCAGAAUUCCAUCAACUCCAUUCUUCUUGUAGAUGAUCCAGAAAGCAUGAACACAAAAUUUUUAGUAGCUGGAAUGGUGCAGACUGGCCAAAGCAGGGAAAGGCUCACUCUUUAUGACACCACUUUGAUGCCUCAAAUACCUGGUCUCCUGCCUCUGAUCUGCAUGAUCUUCUCACCCAGAAUUGAGCUGAGAACAAAGGGUGGAGUGAACCACUUUACCGGUAUGAUCUGCGGCUUAGGAUGUGAGAAGAAAAGCAAAGCGCCCCUUUACCCUGAACAUGACAUGGAACUUGUGUUUGACACAGAGUUCAAACUGGAUGAUUUGCAGGAAAUAAAUCGACUUCGAUUUUGGAUGAACCUGGCUCUGACUGCAGAUCCAGAGGAGAUGAAACCAAUUCACAAUGCUGGAGACGUAGCAAUUUACCAAAAACAAAGCCAAGAUAUUGCACUUGGUUUGCUCCACAAAGAACGUGAUAGAAUUGAGCCUGUCAGCUUCAAAUUGGCUUACUGCUGGAAGAGGAUUGAUAAAGAUUUGAUUUUGCAUCCAGGCAAGAUUUUCACAUCAGUGGAAGCAAUUUUCCCAUUCCACUGUGCUGCCCAAAUUGAAUCAAAAGUUUCCAGGAAUUUGAAGAAGAAAGCAAAAGCUAUGCAGAAGCUGCAGAAUCAGUCCUUGCAGUGCACGCUGCAGAAAGGUUAUGCUAACUGCAGAGUUUGCAAGGAAACUUUGUUCAGCAUUGAAGAGCUAAGAGCACACCUCACAGGUGAGAAGCACAUGAUGGAGUGGGACAAAAUCUUCAAAAUGCAAAGCAUCUACAAACAAGAAUCAUAAGUGAAGAAAAAGGUCAGUGCGCCUUUAAUUGAACUCAUUAACUUUUAUGUUUUAAUUUUUGAUGCAAAUGCUCUACAGUUAGAAGCAUUUUUAUGUGAGCUAUGUAAACCUAAAAGGAAUUCAAAGCUAAAUUAAACACUUGAUUUCAAAAGAAUAAAAUCUUAUG